Messenger RNA from Balaenoptera acutorostrata (minke whale), 6329 nucleotides. RefSeq names its product BLACAT1 overlapping LEMD1 locus (gene BLACAT1). NCBI's taxonomy places the organism in Eukaryota, Metazoa, Chordata, Mammalia, Artiodactyla, Balaenopteridae. The transcript is spliced from 2 exons. Bases 144 to 245 code for a protein of 33 amino acids. The record is from RefSeq and is a predicted model, not a curated record.
UUUCUCCUGGUGUGUCUGCUCCACCGCCCGAGCUAAUCCCCCAAAUCCGGUCUCCUAAGCCGCAGCUGCUUCCCUUCGCAGUGAUGAAUGGCUCGGGGAGGGAAGAUCUUCUCUGGUGAGCAGCCCCCAGCCUGGCCCAGGGCAUGCCCCAGUUCACUUUCGCUUGCUUCUGUGGCCUCCACGGUUUCUGCAAGAUGAAGAGGAAGAAGGAAGAAGUUCACAGAGAGCGGGAAACGGUGGUGUGAGCGGAACCAGGGCCCCUUCUUCAGCCCCCAGCAGGUCCUAGGCCUGAGGCGCCCGCUCCUGUCUGAGGCUUGGAGCAGGAAGUUUCCAUCUGGCCAGGGCUCUUCUCAGGCAACCCGACCACCUGACCCCGUCUAACCUGCGAGCUUCAGCCUCCUGUGUGCCCUGGCCUCCUCCUGCCCCUGGGUUUCCAAUCCUGAGACCUCCCUGGAGAGAGGCCCCAGUCACACCAGGGGAAGCCCAGGACCUGCCAUGUGCCUUCCAGAGACUGAGAAGCCCCAUGGAGGCCCCAGGAACGGAGCUUCUUCCUGUCCUGAGGUCCCGAGGGCUCUGGGACUCUGCUCAGGGUAACCGCUCCCAUGAGGGACACGUUGCCUUGGGCUAGGGGAGCUGUUGCUAAAUGGGAAACUGGCUGCUCUGCCAGAGAAACUCCCAGCAGCCUUGACCGUGGCAGAGGCCUCAGGCAGGUAGACGUGUGAGACAGACCCGCUCCAAGCCCGGGAUGGAGUCUCUCCCGGGAUGCCAGAACCUGAGGUGGGAGCCUCCCCAGAGCCCAGAGCCAAGUCCACAGGAAUGUGGCCGGGAGAUGAGUCCUUUACCGUCUGUCCCCUCCCGGCGUCCCUUUGGGCCAGGCCUGAGGGAGGCCACCUGGCUGUGAGUAACGUGGCCGUGCAGGGACAGUGGGAGGCCGGGCAGACGCCUGUCCUCGCCUUGCCCCAGCUCACAGCAGGCUCUGUGUCUCCCUCGGCACUGCUCUCUCCCACACUCCAGAUAGCAGCCUUCCCUCCAGCCUGGCCUCUCUGCCCACUCAUCUCCACUGUGUCUCCUCGGCAGCAGCUCAGAUGUGGGCAGCCUCUUUCCCAGGCCCUGACUCCCCUCCUCAGGGACUGCCUUCCAGAGCCAGACCGGGGGAUCCCUUUCCGGGACUAAACUGAGCCCUCCCUUUGUUCUCCCAUCUCCUUGCCUCACUCACCUGCCCCUUCCUUCUCUUCUCAGAAGCCAUAGAGGGGGAAAUGCUGGCAUGUGGUGCCUUUAGGGGACACUCUGGGAGGAGGGGGCCCUCUAAGACUUUCCUUGACUUGUUCCCUAAUCUCCUUACCUCCAGCAAACUUCAGGGUCAGAAUCUGUCCCCACUCCCAGCCUAUUUCCAGGAGGUAGGAAGCAAACAAAAAACCAUUUCCUUCCUUCGCUUCCUUCCUUGCCUCCCAUUUUGAUGAAACUCGGCCUUCUGUCACUGUGCCUGGACCUCUCAGGUGCUCGAGGGUCACACAGCAAUGCCAGUGGCAGAGACACUUUAGGCAGAUUCUGUAGCUUUAGCAAGUCUGCCCUCUACUUCAUCACAGGAACAAUUCAGCCCAGGAGCAAAGUCACAUCCCCUCUGGCAUCCAGGGACAGAAUAACCUUUCUGAAACAUAACAAGUGACCUGGGUAGAGGAGGUCAGGGCCCCAGGACAGGAGGGGCUGUGUACCCCUCUCCUUGAAAUGUGGACCUCUCUGGGUAGUUAGGGAGGACAGGACACCUCCUCCACUGUUUCAUCCAGAAGCAAGGGCACAUUCUAUCCUGGCAGCCUUUGCCUGUCUCCCUCAAGCCCCACACUCAGGGGCAUUUCCUGGGCUUUUGGCAGAUUUGGUGGUAUCCAGGUCCUCUUUGCAAAGCUAGAGCACAGCUUAAGAUUUCUCUCCUCCCAUCCUCCAACCCACUUCUUUGCCCUUACUGCCCAGCCCCUGCCUUCUGCAAUCUGUUAUUUCCUUUUAUAUCCAAAGAAUUAUAAACAGAAGUCCUUCCCUCGAGGAAGGAGCAAUAAAGGCCAGUGGGGUCACAAGGGACAGAAGAAAAACCCCCUGGUUCUUCAGCCUCUUGGACAGUAGAGGCCUCGGUGAGGCAAAGAGAUGGGCAGAAACGCUUUCAUGGGUCCCUUGAUAGGUGGGAGAGCCCACCUGGAGGCCAGGUACAUCUCUAGCAGUUGCCUGAGAGGCUGCAGCCCCAGCGAAGUCACUCCUGUGGUGGAGGAUGAAAUUGUAACCCUGGAGACAGAGGUGUUGGGUAUUCUGUCCUGACCACAUGGGCUCACCUGGAGGAAAGGUCAGGAGAGUGGGAAACAUAUGCGGGAGGGGUGGCGAACGAGAGCUUUCCCCUGUGCUCUCAGGCUUGGCAGGGAUUUCAGCUGCAGGGGUUUGGCAGUGAUCCAGUUCAGAGAGCUGCUUCCCCCAGGGGAACUCCAUUGGCUCUGGAGGGAUACUGGAUAUCUUGAGCCCCUGCUAUGGGAACAUAGAGAGGUCCCAAGGUCAAGGCCCAGCUGUACCUGCAGACAGCUGCCCUUGGCCUCCAAGCUGUGGCCCCUUUUUCAUCCAGGGCUAAGGUUGAGGCCAACACUGCAGCUGAGUAGGAGGCGGCAGCAGCUUCUAGCCAACUCACCCGACAAUCUAUCGUCCCUCAGUUUUCUUUUCAGGGAAAUGGGGACUUGGCUCCUCUCAGCGUCUCAAACGGGAGCCCAGGGGAGAAGUUUAACCCAAAAAGGCAGAAGCAGCCCCCGCAUCCACAGACCAUGUGCCCCAAGCACCUGACUUGUAGCCCAGGCUUUUCUUCCUCCCGUUCCUUUUAGGGGCUGGGAGUGGGGUCUGGCUGCCUUGUUUCCUGCCCUGAGUCUCACUCCUUCCCAGAGGUCAGGUUGGACUGUUUUGUCCUCCCUGUUUCUAAUUCCCUCCACUCCAAUGUUCUCUCCCAGACCCUGCCUUGAGGUGGGGACCAGGAGCUCCAGGGGUGAGGCAGGUGGCAACAUGAGUAGAUGAUUCUGAGGAGGGGUCGGGCCUCCCGGUCUUGCUGCGUGGCACUGAGUCCUCCUCGCAGACAGGUGAGACGGCUUAGUUUCCCCAUCUAUAAAAGGGAGAACUCCCCCGGCUUAUUUCCCCUCUACUUAUGUGGGCUGUUAUGUAGCGGGAUAAAGAGAUGUGAAGGGUGCUUGAGGCUCUUAUGACUUGAGUGUUGUCUGGGACCCUGGCUGGAGGCAUCCCGAGGAGCUUCUUGUCUCAGGUCUUUUUUUAUUAGAAUGUCAUUUCCUUCUCCAUUCCCAGAGAAGGGCUUUUUGCAUGUAGCAUAUGGGUCAAUGGGAAUAUAUAGGGAGAUUGUUAUUUUUGGAAAAAAAAAAAAAAAAAGCAAUAAUUUAACUAACCGAAAUAUGCACGAGGUAGCACAGUGGCAAGAGCAUUGAGCUGGGAACCAGCUCUCCUGGGUUCUAGCCCUGCUUCUCACUGACGAUGGCAUAACCUUAGGCUAAUUAUAUCCUAUUUCUGGGAUUCAGUUUCCUCAACUAUAAAGAAGGGACUGCACUAAUGUCCUCUAAGUCCCCUCCAGAGUCCAGGGCUCUGUGGGUCUGGGAAGUUGAACCUCAGUGGGGCUCAAAGCUAUGGAACCAGAGGGGUUGCAGGUUUCCUGUGCCCCAGCUGGUGUGCUUUGUGCAUGCAGCAAAUGUGCGGGGAGGGUGGAUGGGAGUGACAUGGUAGAUCCAAGAAAGGGUGGGAGGAGUGAGAAGGAAAACCAAGGCACCCAGAGCUUCUCCUGCUAGAAUCCUACCCAGCACUCCCUGCUCAGGGAACCAGGAUGCCCUGAAGUUCUGUCUCUCCUUCUUGUAGCCAGGACUCCAAUUCCAGGCCCUGUUGGGGCCAAGCCAAGUGCCACUUUUGUGCACGGUCUCUCUUAUACACACACACACACACACACACACACACACACACACACACACACACACACCCCUUGCAGAUGGAACUCAAGGACCCGCUCCCUGCCCCAGUUUAUGUAACCCUUUUGCACAGCUGCUGGUGAGCCCAUCUCCAAGCUGACUGACCCACCCCACCUUAUUACCUUGCCUUCUGCAAGGGGAAGUGCCUCAGGCUGCAAUCUGCUGUCUACAGACUGAAUGUGCAUUUAGCCCGGUGGUCUGGGAUGUGCCGGCGGUGGGAUGGGCUGAUGACAGUCUUUGGAUAGAGAGCUGCAGCCCCCAGUCUCCCAGAGCUCCGCCAUGGCUGACUCCUGACCUUGGCAACUUGCUUCCUCUCUCCCAGCCUCUAUAAAAGGUGGCGACAAGACCCAUUUCCUCCCUACCUCACAGGAAGGCAUACAUUGCAAGGGUAUAUUGGAUCAGAUGUGCCCCGGUGUGGCUUGAACUUUUGGAAACAGACACAAGUGUCUUCCACAACCAUGAAGAUGCGCUUGCACCAGAGAAGAAAAUCUCAGGCUGCUGUGUUUGGUGGGCUCCUUGCAUGCUGGCCCAGAAAGCGUGGUGUUCACCCUGAAGGUGGCUGCUGUGUCCAGCAGGUGAUGGGGCUGACACCACGAGAACCAAGAACCAGAAGCUGUUCCCAAAGAGUGAAUGCUCCAUCCCUUGGACACAAAAGCAAGAGCAAGAGAUAGCUGUCCCCGCUGUAACCCUGUUCCCAAUACAAACAGCUCCCUAAGGCCAAGUUGUGAACAAUGGAGGAACAUGGGAGUUAAUCCUCUGUCCCUCAGGCCAUACUCCCAAGUCAGUGCGCACUGUGCUGGGCUGUUGUGGCCAGUCCUAUCUGGGAUCGGAACCACAGACCAUGAAGACUAAACAGUGACCUUGGCUGUUCACAGGGGAGCCCAGGAUGUCAGGACCAUCCACCAGGAGGGUGAAGUGUGGGGGGUACCCUGGACAUCCCUGGAUGAACUUGUUAUACUGAGGAAGAAAUUCUAAAACCCAGGAGCCCCAAGACUUGGCAGCCCAGGCUCUGGCAGAAGCCUCAGGCUUUGGAGUUCAAGUGUUUCCUAGUGGGUUACUGGUCUGUCUCCCUCCCCUUGGGCAGCCUUCCCUUCUCCCUCAGCUCAUUCCUGUGUUCCAUCCGAGAGGCGGGAGGAAGGCUGAAGGGGAAGAUGGCAGGACCCAGAGAUCCUCAGGACUCUCCCAGCCUUCGUUGCCAUGGCAACACUGCUAUUUUUAUCCCAUUGUUCAUGAUGCUCAAAGGUCUGACUUUCUCUGUUCCAGAGAGGCCAGGCUGGCUUCUGCCCUCAUCCUUCAAUGCAGUACCUUCUCCCAGAGGCCUGAGAGGGGAAAAGAGUAAUGGAGGAAACAGGAACCCACUGGGUCACCCCUCAACCAGGGGAACUGUCUGACAGCGGUUUGCCUCUGCACUUUUGAGCCUUUGGUUUUCUAGUGGCUUAGGUGCUCACUUUUAUGUUUUUAAGGAGAGCAAAACUCCCCAUCGUCUUCCUGAUAGUCUGCUCCAGAGAAAAAAGGAAGAGCUGCUGCUUGCAAUGAGUUUUUCCCACAAAGCUAUGGCACUGGGGCUGCUGCCCUUCUUGGGAAAACCAGAGCUGGUUCUGAAGAAUGUCCUGUUGGUACAAGCCAACCCCUGGCCCCUUGAAGGGGGCUGGAGAGCUAAGUUUGUUUUAUUAGUAAUCAGAUAUACUUAACAUCACUAGGGAACCUAAACUGGUACCGCCCUUUCCUUUGCCCCUCUACCAAAGAACUGGGGCAGCUGGGCUUCCUUCAUGCCUUUGUCCAGUUUUUAUGCCCAAAGCCAGUUAGCAUAUAUUCUCCAGGCCGGAGAGCAGACUCAUGGGUUUCUCUCCUUCCCUCCCCCCACCACCCAACAGCCGUUUCUCUCCAGAGGCUUGAGGUCUUAAACUUUGAUGACGCUCUUGAAGGCAGGGUUUAAUGAAAGGAUUUCUUAGCCUCUCUCCCUGGCCCAGCCUCUGGUCCUCUCCCUAUGCACCACCCACCUCAGUGGCAAGGUACCCCUGAGAUCCAAUGGUGCUAACCUUCCCCACCUAUAUGCUUUGAUGGUCAGUGAGAUUUGAGCCCAAUAGCUGGGGUGGUUGGGUUCGGAUGGAGCAUUUCAUGCAUGUCCUUAAGACCAUGACCCUGGAGACAGGUCCAGGUCUUAACCCAAUAAAGUACAAUCAUAUUGUGUCGGGCUCCUGCACUGAGGUGAACUGACUCCUGGAUGGCUAAUUUUUCUAGGGGGGCUGGGACCCAUUCACCAAGCCUCUAAUUGGUUUCAUUUUGGCUCAAGAUGCAUGGUUUCCGAAAUCUAUGCACCUGGAGUAAGCGCUUUUCUGGUUGCCUCUA